Bradysia coprophila is the source of this 866-nucleotide messenger RNA. RefSeq names its product microtubule-associated protein 1 light chain 3 beta-like. Lineage: Eukaryota; Metazoa; Arthropoda; Insecta; Diptera; Sciaridae. The record is from RefSeq and is a predicted model, not a curated record.
UAAUGAACAUUUGUAACUUGCAUGUGUGCUACGUGCAUGUUAGCAGAUAGAUAGACAAUAUAUAACAUAUCGAUGCAUUUACAUGGAAAAUUAAUCACCGAAUUGAUUGAUUUCGACACAUUUGAUCGGACUGCACCAGUCAGUAUGUUUGUGAAAGUGGAGCUGGUAACAGAAUUGUUCUCGUGAAAGAAUUGUUCGUUCUCCAUAUUAUAUUGAAUGUUGAGUGUGUUGAACGGGUACGAAUGUUGUCGCGGUAAUAAAUAUAAAUCAGUUUGUGUCUCGUCAAAAUAAAAUCAAAACAUUUUGCAUCAAGGAAAUUAAAAGAGAAAAACUAUUCGGCCAGUUCGAAAAUAAUCAAAAAUUCGUUAUUUGUGUCCUUUCGCCAAAAAUUGUUUAAAAAAUGAAUUCCAUUGACAUUUAUAAUGCUCAUCUGAAAAUGAAAAGCACCAGUCGAGACUACAAUGGGAAUGUCAGCUACAAACGAAAUGGAGAUCAUUCAAGAGAUGAAGUGCUAGCGAUUCGUUUGAAAUUUCCCACUAAACUGCCGAUUAUAGUCGAACGCUACUACAAAGAAGUGGAACUGCCGCACUUGAACAAACGAAAGUUUCUCGUGCCGCAAGAAUUGACAAUGUCCCAAUUCGUAUGCAUCAUACGCAACCGAAUGAAAAUUGGCCAGAGCAAAGCUCUCUUUCUACUGGUUAACAAUCGAUCGAUGAUAUCACUGAGCAGAACGAUUGCCGAAAUUUAUUCCGAGCAUUUACACGAUGAUGGGUUUUUAUAUGUAACGUAUACAUCGCAAGAAGUGUUCGGAACGGCAGAUCCGGAUGAAAACUGACUGACCACUGAAUAAAAUGAGUUGCGAGAGA